Messenger RNA from Aquila chrysaetos chrysaetos, 2397 nucleotides. Its product is annotated as ubiquitin-like modifier-activating enzyme 1. The record is from RefSeq and is a predicted model, not a curated record. Gene Ontology annotation, cellular component: SUMO activating enzyme complex; cytoplasm. Gene Ontology annotation, biological process: protein sumoylation. Gene Ontology annotation, molecular function: SUMO activating enzyme activity. NCBI's taxonomy places the organism in Eukaryota, Metazoa, Chordata, Aves, Accipitriformes, Accipitridae.
GGAAGAGAGUGAGGAGGGAGGGGGCGGCGGGGGGUAGCCGCCGCCGCCGCCAUCUUGUCGCGGAGGAGCCGAGCGGAGCGGGCGGGACCCGGCGGCGGGGCCUGGACAGCAUCAUUGAUGUCCAGCUCCCCGCUGUCGAAGAAGCGCCGCGUCUCCGGGUCCGAGCCGCCGACGGGCUCCAGCCGCGCCCCCGCCUCCGCCGUCCCCCCCAGCGUCACCCCUGCCAACGGCAUGGCGAAGAACGGGGGCGAGGCCGAGAUCGAUGAGGGGCUUUACUCCCGCCAGCUGUACGUGCUGGGUCACGAGGCGAUGAAGCGGAUGCAGACGUCCAACGUCCUGGUGUCGGGGCUGCGGGGGCUGGGGGUGGAGGUGGCCAAAAACCUGGUGCUAGGGGGGGUCAAAUCCGUCACCCUUCACGACCCCCAACCCGCCGCCUGGCCUGACCUCGCUUCCCAGUUCUACCUGCGGGAGGAAGACGUGGGGCAGAACCGGGCGGAAGCAACGCUGCCCCGAUUAGCUGAGCUCAACGCCUACGUGGCCGUCACCAGCACCCGCCAGCCCCUCAGCCAGGAGCUUCUAGCACCCUUCCAGGUGGUGGUGUUGACCAACUCCUCGUUGGAGGAACAACUCUGGGUUGGGGACUUUUGCCACAGCCAUGGGAUCAAGCUGGUGGUGGCCGACACCCGUGGGCUUUUCGGGCAGCUUUUUUGUGAUUUUGGGGAUGACAUGGUGGUGACGGACACCAACGGGGAACAACCCCUCAGUGCUAUGGUUUCCAUGGUGACUAAGGGGUGCCCGGGGGAGGUGACGUGCCUGGACGAGGCUCGUCACGGCUUCGAGACGGGCGAUUUCGUCACCUUCACUGAGGUGGAGGGUAUGGAGGAGCUGAACAGCUGCGGUCCCGUCGAGAUCCGUGUCCUCGGGCCGUACACCUUCAGCAUCGGGGACACCAGCGGUUUCGGGGACUACGUGAGGGGGGGGAUCGUCACCCAAGUCAAGAUGCCCAAGCAUAUCCGCUUCAAGCGGCUGCGGGAGGCGCUGGUGGAGCCGGAGCUGAUGAUCACCGACUUCGGGAAGGCUGAGAGACCUCCCAUCAUGCACUGGGGCUGGCAGGCCCUGCACCGCUUCAUACGCCAACAUGGCCGCCCACCUCGGCCACGCCACCAGGGUGACGCUGCGGAGGUGGUGGCCUUGACCCGGGAGGUGGCCCCGGGGGCGGAGCUUGACGAGGAACUGCUGCGGGAACUGGCUUUCCAAGCCACCGGCGAUUUGGCGCCCGUCAACGCCUUCAUCGGGGGAUUGGCGGCCCAGGAGGUCAUGAAGGCGGUGUCGGGGAAGUUCACGCCCAUCACCCAAUGGCUCUACUUUGACGCGUUGGAGUGUCUUCCUGAAGAGAAUAAGGAGACGGUUCUUACAGAGGAGCAGUGUCGCCCGCGCAACAGCCGCUACGACGGGCAGAUCGCGGUGUUCGGAGCGGAGCUGCAGGCCAAGCUGGGUGCCCAGAAGUACUUUGUGGUGGGGGCCGGGGCCAUCGGCUGCGAGCUGCUGAAGAACUUUGCAAUGGUGGGACUGGGCUGUGGCCCUGAGGGUUGCAUCACCGUCACCGACAUGGACACCAUCGAAAAGUCCAACCUCAACCGUCAGUUCCUCUUCCGGCCCUGGGAUGUCACGAAACUGAAGUCGGAACGGGCGGCAGCAGCGGUGCGGGAGAUGAACCCGGCGCUGCGGGUGAGCAGCCGCCCCGACCGCGUCGGCCCCGACACCGAGCGUGUCUACGAUGACGACUUCUUUGAGGCCCUGGAUGGCGUCGCCAAUGCCCUGGACAACGUUGACGCCCGGCUCUAUAUGGACCGGCGCUGCGUCUAUUACCGAAAGCCGCUGCUGGAGUCGGGGACACUGGGGACGAAAGGGAACGUGCAGGUGGUGAUCCCUUUUCUGAGUGAAUCCUACAGCUCCAGCCAGGACCCUCCCGAGAAGGCCAUCCCCAUCUGCACCCUCAAGAACUUCCCUAACGCCAUCGAGCACACUCUCCAGUGGGCGCGUGACGAGUUCGAGGGUCUCUUCAAGCAGCCGGCGGAGAAUGUCAACCAGUACCUGACGGACCCUAAAUUCGUGGAGCGCACCCUGCGCCUGGCGGGCACCCAACCGCUGGAGGUACUGGAAGCGGUGCAGCGCAGUUUGGUGAGCGAGCGGCCCCGGGCUUGGCCCGACUGCGUGGCUUGGGCCUGUCGCCAUUGGCACCGUCAGUACAGCAACAACAUCCGUCAGCUCCUCCACAACUUCCCCCCAGGCCAGAAGACGAACUCGGGGACCCUCUUCUGGUCGGGGCCCAAGCGCUGCCCCCACCCCCUCGUCUUCGACCCUGACAACGUGAGUAGGGCGAUGGGCGGAGCCUCC